AUGGGGCUCAGACUCCCAAAAGGAUCUGUAGUAAUAUCCCCCCUUUCAGUCUUGAUAUUGGUGAUUUAUCUCACUUAUUCAUUUUUUUUUAUGAUUAGUCUGGUCAGAGGUUUAUCGAUUGUAUUGGUCUUUUCAAAAAAUGAGACUUUGGUUUUAUUGAUUUUAUCUAAUGUUUGUUUGAUUUUUAUUUUAUUAAUUUCUUCUCUUUGUUAUUUUCUUCCUUCAACUAACUUUUGGUUGUUCUUUUUCUGCUUCUAA
Neofelis nebulosa (Clouded leopard) is the source of this 258-nucleotide messenger RNA. RefSeq names its product KANTR integral membrane protein-like. The record is from RefSeq and is a predicted model, not a curated record. The transcript has 3 exons. Bases 1 to 258 code for a protein of 85 amino acids. Lineage: Eukaryota; Metazoa; Chordata; Mammalia; Carnivora; Felidae.